CACAUUUGUUUAUGCUGUUUGUACUAAGUUGACACAAGACUGCUGCAUUCUUGCUCGCUAGUGUGUAUACAAACAAACGGAUUCCAAAUAUGGGCUCAGACUAUGAGGAAUUUUUGAUACAUUUCCUUUUUCCAACUCUCGCUGCAACAAAAUCGUGGUAAAGACAAGAACCUGGACCCGCCCAAUGACAGAGCUCUUAUGUGCUAUUCUAUUACGUGCUCUCUGCUCCUUUUACCAACCCCGGUACGAGAAUGGACUUUUUAAAGUCUCCUUGCGGGCGUAGAUAGAUAAACUUUGUUGUGCAAUGUCGUGCUGGAAAAAUAGACAGAAAAUGAGUCCUGCGGAGGAGCUGGCUCACAAAGAAAACUUGAGGAAGGUGGCUAAAGAGAACGGGAAGCGUAUCGGUUUAGAUGGCGACCCGGAUCUGCAAUUCCUUAUAGUCGGCGGCAUGCUGACCAAGGUCCGGUCCCGUUCCUGGCAGAAGAAUCGCUUCUACCGACUGCAGGAGGACUGCAAGACCGUGUGGCACGAUUCCAACAAAUUCUUUAAUCGCAAGCACACGUUCUCCAUCGACGACAUCGACUCGGUACGCAACGGCCGGCAGUCCGAGGGUUUGAACAAGCACACCGACCCGAGCGAGGAAGAUCGCUGCUUCUCCAUCGUCUUCAAGGGUCGCAAGAAAGUCCUAGACCUGAUGGCCGACAAUCAGCAGGACGCCAAUCAGUGGGUCAAAGGCUUUGAGAAGAUCAUGAGCAACAUGCGCAACCUUAGCCGGCAACAACAAAGCGAGCACUGGAUCAUCGAUUGCAUGCGCAAAGCUGACAAGAACGCUGACAACAAAAUGAACUUGAAGGAGCUGAAGCGCUUCCUGCGACAUGUCAACAUCGAGGUGGAUGACGUGUAUGCAGAAGAAAUUUUUAAGAAAUGUGACCAGUCCAACUCGGGCUACUUGGAAGACGAGGAGAUCAAGAAGUUCUACGAGCUCCUGACCCACCGGGAAGAGAUAGACGUUAUCUACUCGAACUACGCUGAAACGGACGGUCAGCUGAGUGUUCGGGACCUGCUCAACUUUUUGCUGAACGAGCAGAGGGAAGAGGCGACCGUGUCGGACGCUCUCAGACUGAUUGAAAAAUACGAGAUGGACGAAACAAUCAAACAGAAUAGGCACAUGAGCAAAGACGGCUUCCAGAUGUACCUCCAACAUGAAGACUGUGACCUUCUAAACCCGGCCUACAAGAACGUCUACCAGGACAUGACACAGCCUCUUAAUCAUUACUACAUUUCGUCUUCACAUAACACGUAUCUGACCAAAGACCAGCUCAAAGGACCAAGCAGCACUGAAGCCUACAUCAGAGCUCUGAUGAAGAGUUGCCGCUGCGUAGAGCUGGACUGUUGGGACGGGCCCAACGGGGAGCCUGUUAUCUACCACGGAUAUACACUAACGUCCAAAAUCCUCUUCAGGGAUACAAUCAAGGCCAUAAAAGACUAUGCAUUCAAGACAUCAGACUACCCGGUCAUCCUGUCCUUGGAGAACCAUUGCAGCGUGGACCAACAGAAGCUCAUGGCCCACUAUAUUAUCUCCAUUCUAGGGGACGCCUUGGUCUCGCAGCCCCUUGGGGACUUUGUGCCCUCUGACUUCCCGUCACCUGAGGAGCUCAAGGGCAAGUUCCUGAUCAAGGGAAAGCGGCUGAACAAACUGGACGCCGCAUUCAACAAUAACAACACAAUUUCGGAGGGGACGGUGUCCGAGGAGGAUGAGGCAGCGGAGCAAGAGAACGGACAAAGUGCCCCCCAAAAGAAUUCAAAAAUUAAACUGGCCAGGGAGCUGUCGGACAUCGUGGUCUACUGCAAGAGCGUCCAUUUCAAUGGUUUCGAACAUGCCAGGGAAAAGUUGGACUUUUACGAGAUGUCCUCCUUCAAAGAAAGCAAAGCCUUCAACUUGGCUGAGAACUCAGCCACCGCUUUCAUCCACCACAACAUUGACAAGCUGAGCCGAACCUACCCGGCCGGCUCCAGAACAGACUCAUCCAACUACAAUCCGGUGCCCCUGUGGAACGCUGGUUGCCAAAUAGUGGCGCUCAACUUUCAGACGCCGCAAAAGGAAAUGCACAUCAACCAGGGACGCUUCCUACCCAACGGCAUGUGCGGCUACAUCCUCAAGCCGGAAUUCCAGCGAGACCCCAGCUCUCAGUUCGAUCCCAACGACCUUACUGAAGGACCCUGGCUGAGGAGGAUGAUCCUCCAUAUCAUGGUGAUCUCAGCCCAACAACUGCCCAAACUCAACGUGGAGAAACAGAAAUCCAUUGUGGACCCUCUGGUGAGGGUGGAGGUGCACGGCGUCCAGUUGGACAAUGCCAGCAAGGAGACUCACUACAUCACCAACAAUGGGUUCAACCCCAUGUGGAAUGAGCGCUUCCAGUUCCAUAUUUACGUCCCCGAGUUGGCCAUAUUGCGAUUUGUGGUGGAGGACUACGACACCGCGUCGGCCAACGAUCUCAUUGGCCAAUACUGCCUACCGCUCACCUGCAUACAGAACGGUUAUCGCCACGUUCCGCUCCUGAACAAGAACGGCGACAUGAUCUCAUCAGCAGGCCUUUUCGUGCAUGUCAUGCUCCUGGAUGCCGAAUAGUAUAUAGAAAAUAUUACAGUUUUUACCAAUUAUCGUAUUUUUUUAUGCGAUAAUGUAGACUAACAAAGCUGAGAUGUAUAAGUAAAAAGUACUCAAAUGUAUUAGUCGCACUGGUGGCAAUAAGCUCAGGUUGGAAAGGAGAAUCUUGACGAUAAAAGUAUUUAAUUUAUAUGGAUGAUCUUUUCUGAAAAGCUAUACCAAAGCUUUUUAUAGCGUUUCUAAAUAUUUUUGUCUAAACAGAUUAUAUCAUUAUUCAUUAGAAGGCCAUUUGAACAAACAAUGACUUAUUUUUGUUACACUAACAAACAAGGCCACAUUUUUUGUUGGGUUUUUACAUUAAUGCCAAGUAAUUAAUUCUGUAUUAAAAAUGAAAUAAUCUUCUAAGAUUCACCCACAGCUGCAUGCACUUCUAUUCUUUUACACUACUUCUGAAAUAAAACCAUCAGUAC
Corythoichthys intestinalis (scribbled pipefish) is the source of this 3078-nucleotide messenger RNA. It is a transcript of the gene plcd1a, whose product is annotated as phospholipase C, delta 1a. Gene Ontology annotation, biological process: phosphatidylinositol-mediated signaling; release of sequestered calcium ion into cytosol; lipid metabolic process. Bases 305 to 2629 code for a protein of 774 amino acids. The record is from RefSeq and is a predicted model, not a curated record. NCBI's taxonomy places the organism in Eukaryota, Metazoa, Chordata, Actinopteri, Syngnathiformes, Syngnathidae. Gene Ontology annotation, molecular function: phosphatidylinositol-4,5-bisphosphate phospholipase C activity; calcium ion binding. The transcript has 15 exons.